CUCUACGCCGUCUCCCGCCCACUGGGCGCUGCUGGCUAGCCGGGCUACAGAGUAAGCCUCCGGCAGGGUAGAGUGACAACUCCCCGAUCGGAAGUUACUGUUGAAGGUAAGGCGGCCAUAACUGAUAAUGGCAACAGGAGAUUCCUGGCUUCCUGUUUCCAGGGUGACGUAGAUUCUUUUCCUUCUCCAGUCUCACCGUUACCCUGGGCAACAGCUGAGCCGUCUGGGAAGGGAUGCAUCUUUUCUUCUGUAUGCUUGAGUCAAGAACUCUCAGUCAUCUUGGUAAUACCGGAUUGGAUGCUUAAAGCUGCAGCAAGAAGACCAGAACUUUCAGGAAAAAACACUAUAUCCAACAACUCAGAUAUGGCGGAAGUGAAGUCAAUGUUCCGGGAAGUUCUUCCAAAACAAGGGCCAUUGUUUGUGGAAGAUAUAACCACAAUGGUGCUGUGUAAACCCAAACUUUUACCCUUAAAAUCUCUGACUCUGGAAAAACUAGAGAAAAUGCAUCAAGCAGCACAGAAUACAAUUCGCCAACAAGAAAUGGCAGAAAAGGAUCAACAGCAAAUAACCCACUGAAUGAUAACUGAGCAUUUUAGGGAACAACCUGCCUUAUCUACUAUUUAACAGUAACUAGAAAAUAUGCUUGUGUGUGCUGAAAGUAGUGUUAAUAUUAUCAAUAAAAUUGAUAGUAUUCAUAUAAAUACAAAAAUAUCCAAGAUUGAUGAAAUUUGUAUUGUGAAUGUAAACACUCUGGUUUGUAUUGAACAUCAGCAGUUAAACUAUAAACCAAGUUUAAUGGGGUUUAAGUCAUGUUUUUAGAAUUGCAAAUUAAAUUAUUUGUUCACCAUUCCUAUUGCUAUCUUUUAUAGAUAACAUUCUUGGUAUCUUUUAUAACAUUCUUGGGCACAAGGGACUAAAUACAGCUUUUAUAUAGAGGAUCUUUACAUGUUUAUUAAAUCUGAAUUUGAAGAUACAUUCCAAUCUUGCAUAAAGUGUUCGUUGGGCUUUUACAUUACGUAAUUUAAAAAAUUUUUUUAACCAAUUUUAUGUGCCAUGUCACGUUUAAUGCUAUCUUGUGUGACCACAUCCUACCAGUAAUGACAAAACUGUCUAAAACCUCACUUUUUUUUUUUUUGAGACAGAGUUUCGCUCGUUGCCCAAACGAGUGCAAUGGCACCAUCUCGACUCACUGCAACCUCUGCCUCCCAGGUUCAAGCAAUUCUCCUGCCUCAGCCUCCCAAGUAGCUGGGAUUACAGGCAUGUGCCACCAUGCCUGGCUAAUUUUGUAUUUUUAGUAGAGACAGGGUUUCUUCAUGUUGGUCAAGCUGGUCAUGAACGUUUCCCAACCUCAGGUGAUCUGCCCACCUUGGCCUCCCAAAGUGCUGGGAUUACAGACGUGAGCCAACGCUCCCAGCCCUUAAAUCUCAUUUUUAAGAAACCCUCACCUAUUCUGUAGUCAGCUAAGCUUCUAAAUUUUAAGCACUUGAGAAUAAAAUGACUGCAUUUAUCAUCCAAGUGUCAAUUAAAAACCUAAAAAUGGUUUAACUAUAUUUAUAUAAGCCAAGGUGAUAUGGGCUUGAUAAAGCCCAUGAGGUAAAUAUGAACAUUAAACUUGGUUUUAAUUCUAACAGACUGUAUCUAAACCUGUAAUCAGUAUACUCCUAACAGUACCCUCAUAAAUUCUGAAUAUAAUUCUUGUUUGCUGCAGUCAAUAUUUGGCAAUUUAAAUUAGCAUAGACCUUGAGGCCUUGCUGGGUUAUUAGGCUAUGUAAAAGAGGUUAAAAAAAUGAUCAUUCUUUAUUAUUAAUUGGUAAUAUUUUCUCAUACAUUGGUUAAAUGUCAAGCUUUGAGUCUUUGGAGUAUAACUUUUUGUAACAUUAGCCAUUAUUUGGUAACAGAAUUUAAGGAUGAUGGAAUGAUGGAAGGUAUUACCUAUUUCUAAAAAUUAAGCUCUAGGUCAGAUAACAAUGGAGUAGAGUGAUACCUGCAUUUUUUCCCCCAGUGUAAUCUUAAUUUACUAUUGUACUUUUCACUUAAAAUUUUGCAGGGAAAAAAAGUUUUCAAGGAACACCAAGAUUAAAUUCACUAGGUUCAAAUAUGCUUCCUUAUGAGAUUCAAAAUUUACUGUGUGAAAUUAAAGUUUAAGAGACCUAAAAUAAUGUACUCCCAAUAAAGAAUCAACACUGCUUCA
Molecule: messenger RNA, 2191 nt
Organism: Nomascus leucogenys (northern white-cheeked gibbon)
Lineage: Eukaryota; Metazoa; Chordata; Mammalia; Primates; Hylobatidae
Gene: BBIP1
Product: BBSome interacting protein 1
Biological process (GO): receptor localization to non-motile cilium; cilium assembly
Cellular component (GO): BBSome
Source: RefSeq, a predicted model, not a curated record